GUCAACGUCACUUGACUGCCCCUCCUUCACCCUCCCAUCCUCACGGUUACUUGUACCUACAUCGCCCAGCAAUAAAUCAGAAACCCAAUACCUACAAGCAAGCAAAUGACAAUGAUCAACGCCGUCGACGAAACAUCCCUCGCCGCAUCGCCCACCGAGCGACGCAAUUCUCUGGAGAAACAUCUCCUGAACCGUCCUGAUCCCCAGGAUCUCAAAGAGAGACACAUUCUCCUCGACACCAAUGUUGCUCCAUCCAUCCAAGCAGCAAGACAGGAACUAGACCGUCAGCGCACAACUGAUAAUCUGAAGAAACACCUUGAGCACAGACCGGAUCGCGAGGAACUAGUUGAGCGCAAUAUCCUCCCGCAUACCAAUGCAGCUCCCGCGCUUCAGGCACACGCCCGCGAACUGGAGAAACACAUGCUGGCCGAUCAUCUCGACCAGAAGAUUCAAAACCGGCCGCAGCCGGAGGACCUCAUGGCUCAGGGGAUCUUGACGGAGGAUGAAGAUCCGAGGCAGCCGACUAUUUGAUUGAUUCUGUCUUUGGCAGCUGUCGAUGGGUUAUGAUGGAUAUGGGUCAUGGGUUAUGGUUUGAUGGACGGAGUAUAUGGAUGGAUUAAUGGGUUACAUUUGACGAUUUCUUGCUCUACACAUACAAAACAAAAAAUAUGGUAAAUGACAUACAACAGAGGGCAUGAGAUACGAGCUUGAUAUGGAAAUAUUUACCUCAGCUCCUGGAAUAGUUUAGUUUAGUUAAAUCUAGGUUACUUAGUUCAGAAGAUUCUCACUCUUCUAUAGAUACAUGGAUCAAACAUACAUACAUACAUACAG
Messenger RNA from Aspergillus caelatus, 831 nucleotides. Its product is annotated as RPEL repeat-containing protein. Bases 106 to 531 code for a protein of 141 amino acids. Lineage: Eukaryota; Fungi; Ascomycota; Eurotiomycetes; Eurotiales; Aspergillaceae. The record is from RefSeq and is a predicted model, not a curated record. The transcript is spliced from 4 exons.